AUGCUUAUCAAAAGAUCACUCCGGGUCAGCCACAUCCCAUUCAAAGGCAACCCUCACGUCACAAAAGAGCGUGAAACGACCAUAAGAGCCCUACAACAAGAUGGCCAUCGGAUCUGGGGCCCCGUGCUAUACCGCAGCACGUAUAAAAGCGAUACCGACUGGGCCGAAUUUCUCCAUCGCCUACAAUUCCGCACGCAGAGGUUUAUUGAUAUAUCACACACUCCCGGCCUAGUUGAGGGGUUUCGCUUCACUGUGCUAGAAGACGAGGUUGCUUUUCAAGGAGCCACAAUUUCAAUGAUUCGCGAGCACUUUACAAAGUGGACCGAAACCGCAGUGGAAGAGGAACAGGGUCCGGGUGCCCGUCCACGACAUGCACAGCGUUAUCGGUAUUGCCUUCAGGUCGAUGAGGAAGCCCUGGAGAGUGUCGUGAGGAAGUCGCCGGGGACAGACAAGCCAUAUGAGCAGAACCAAGAGGCUACGUCAAGCUAA
Aspergillus calidoustus is the source of this 489-nucleotide messenger RNA. Lineage: Eukaryota; Fungi; Ascomycota; Eurotiomycetes; Eurotiales; Aspergillaceae. The record is from the annotation of a GenBank genome assembly.